This is a messenger RNA of Ostertagia ostertagi, 402 nucleotides long. Lineage: Eukaryota; Metazoa; Nematoda; Chromadorea; Rhabditida; Trichostrongylidae. The record is from the annotation of a GenBank genome assembly.
AUGAUCAAGAAGACUUGCGCCAUGCAGAUCGGAACGUCCAUGGACAAUAUGAGGCAGGAAUUGGUACCUGCUAAACGAGUCGCUCUGGAUAAGCCAUCCAAAAGGCUUGCAAGAAAUGAAGUACUCAAAUUUCAGCCUCCUGAUGUAGUCAAAUCUUUGCCGGACCGCCUCCGUAGGAAAAUCCUGGAGAUCUGGGAGGAGCGCGAUCCGGAAGGGGACUGUUUCCAGCAGCAACGACGAACACGUCUGAUAUUGCUGAACCUGCCUCCUUCAAUGAGAAAGUCUCUUCGUCCGAAGGCCCUUCAGUGCUCGCUUCCUCAUUUCAUCGAUCGUCUUGAAUGGGAUCUACAGGUUCGCGUACAAAUACGUAUUAGAUUUCAAACUAAUCAUCGUCGAGUCUAG